ACCUAUUAUGUUUAACUAUAAGGUUUCUUUUUCCAUCGGCAGGUACUAGCAUGUCUCGCAUUAGACUUCUUACUGAUUGGGCUGGGCCUGUCCAUCAGUUUCGUGACAAUGGUGUUACCUGAGGUGCUUGAUGCUAAAGAAGGUCUUUCAAUUACUAAGAAACAGGCGUCAUGGUUUGGCAGCAUGGCGUUUCUCUGCCAACCACUGGGCAGCAUAUUCUCAGGACCACUACUGGACCACUUUGGUCGCAAGAAGGCGUUGUUCCUGGUCAACAUACCACACGUGGUCGCCUGGCUACUAAUGUAUUACGCGUGGGAUGUGCCUUCCCUCUUUAUUGGAAAUGCCCUGCUCGGUAUAGGAACUGGAAUCAUGGAAGCGCCAUCUGUUACAUACGUUGGUGAGAUAAGUGAUCCAUCAGUGCGAGGAAUCCUAACAACUCUUACGAAUGGGUUCACAUCGACGGGUAUGUUCGUGGCGUACCUGCUCGGCACAGUACUGCCGUGGAGACAGGCCGCUCUAGUGGCUCUCACUGUACCACUGACCACCAUGGUGCUCGUGCUCUUUGUACCAGAGACUCCAAUAUGGCUGCUAUCGAAGGGCCGUCAAAAGGAAGCUCUCGCCUCACUGUGCCGCCUCCGUGGCUGGGCGAAACCAGAACAUGUUAAAGAAGAGUUUGAUGAAUUAAUACAAUAUCACGAUGCUUUACGUCGAUGUGUACUAUGUGCCAAAGAAGGAAAAAUAUUAGAACCAUGCGAACAUUACAACACAAGUUCUAUGAAAAACAUUAUCUUGAAGAUAAAGCACAUAUUCUUUGUAAAGGAAACUAUGAAGCCAUUCAUGUUGGUGCUGGCGUACUUCUUCUUCUAUACCAUGAGCGGAGCUCUGCCAGUCAGGCCUAAUAUGGUGAAUGUGUGCAAGGCCUUAGGAAUGAAGUAUGACCCCAAAAAUAUUGUAGUUGUCAUUGGCGCACUGUUCAUAGUAAUAAGUUUACUGUCGGCCGCUAUCGUCAGAUUUAUUGGGAAGAGGAAGCUAGUCGUCGGGUCCAUGUUGGGUACAGCCUGCUGCAGCAUGGCCAUCAGUAUCUACGCUCGUAUGAAUCUUCCUGCCACCGUUUUCUCCUACGAGAUCGACACGUUUACCGACAAGAAAGAACUGUUACCUGUCAUCUUAUUUUUAGCACUCAUUUGCUUCAACGCUCUUGGUAUACCCUGGGUGCUAUUAUCCGAAGUUUUUCCAUUCAGGAGCCGUGGAAUCGCUACUGCCCUCGCAGCUGCGUCAAGCUACAUCAUUUACUUCGGAGCAGCCAAAACCAAUUACAACAUCGAAUAUGCUUUCCACCUGAGUGGAACAUUUGGUCUUUAUGCCAUAUUCGGUUUCGUAGGAACAGUAUACAUGUAUUUAUUCCUACCAGAAACUGAGAAGAAAACUUUAGCCGAAAUCGAAGCAUAUUACAAAAGCGAUAGGAAAAUAUUCGCAGAUGAUUUCUUAAUAAACGCUUUUAGGAAGAAGAAAGUUGUAAGCAGUGAUGCUGACAAACCGAUGCUAGUCAAAACAAUUGAUUGAAAUUCUUAGAUAGGCGAAUGUAAAUAGUUUAACCCUGAUUCGAUAGAUGUCUGUUGUCGAUGAGAGAGAAUCUGCGAUAUAUUGUUUUUUGUACAUCAAGACCAAUUUUGUACAAGAAUAUUGAUCAUAUAGUCAUUGUUCAUCGAGUGGGUUCUGCCAGAGAUGUUUCAACGAAACUUUCUUCUUUUAAUCCAACUGAUCUGAUAUCAGUAAGCAUUUUACAGCUAUCAUUAUCACUGAGUCGUAGAAAGAUAUCAAUUAAAUAAGUAUACGUAAUAACAAAAUGUUCUAUUUAGAUGUAAGAAGAUGUUUUAGUAAAAAU
Spodoptera exigua (beet armyworm) is the source of this 1885-nucleotide messenger RNA. Lineage: Eukaryota; Metazoa; Arthropoda; Insecta; Lepidoptera; Noctuidae. The record is from the annotation of a GenBank genome assembly.